AUGUUUUUCCUGAGCAAAUUUGAGCACACUCUGAGGUUUCCCCCACAUCUCCUCAGCCUAUCCAUCGACAAGGCCAUUAGUGGAGAGCUCGAGUCUCUCUUCUUAGACAAGGUUAUUCAAGAUCUAGGGUUGUGCGUCAGCCUGUACGAUAUUCAAUCCAUAAAUGGUGGUUUUGUGUAUCCCGGCGAUGGCGCCUCCACUUACACGGUGGUAUUCAGGCUGGUAAUGUUCCGGCCGUUUGUGGGAGAGGUUAUAUCGGCUCGACUUAUGGAAUCGACAAAGGACGGUUUACGAUUGUCACUUGGAUUUUUUGAGGACGUCUAUGUACCUGUCCCUUGCCUGAACAGUCCCAAUCACUCUGAACCCGACCCAACCAUUAAGGGUGGUGUUAAAUGGGUUUGGGAAUACGAGGGAGAAAACUAUCCGAUAGACGGCGAAGAUGAGAUUAGAUUUAAAGUUCUCAGUGUGAGUUAUCCGCCUAUACCUUUAGAUCAUGGAGAUGCGAGCGAAAAUGAUACAGAGCAGAAAGUUGUGAAGCCAGUUGCCCUUAUGGUAGUCACUGGUACGAUCGAUGCGGAUGGUUUAGGUCCGAUUUCAUGGUGGGUAUAA
Molecule: messenger RNA, 609 nt
Organism: Striga hermonthica
Lineage: Eukaryota; Viridiplantae; Streptophyta; Magnoliopsida; Lamiales; Orobanchaceae
Source: the annotation of a GenBank genome assembly